GCCUGUUUUCUCUCGCUGGCAACCUAGUGGGUAAAACAAAGAGUUCGAGUCUCCCAGCUUCGCCAUAUUUAUAUCUUUUUUUUUUUUUUUUUUUUCAAAAAUAAGAUUUUUUAUUAAAAAAUUUAUUUGAAUUAUGUAUGUGUAUUCUAACCCAAGGAAAAUUUUGGUUCUUUUGUUUUUAUGAUUUUAGUUACAGCUCUGAUUUUCAUCUUCUUUAUCUGUUUGUUUCCUCGGAAAAAAUGCUCACUUUGAUAGCUAGAAGUGGAGCUGUCAAAUGGGUCCCCGACUAUGUGAAAUCUGCAAUGAAACACAAUCGAAGUACAAGUGUCCCGCUUGUCUAGUGCCUUAUUGCUCCGUGGUUUGUUUCAAGAAGCACAAAGAAAUCCCAUGUGCUAAGCCAGUUCCUUCUGAGGAAAAAUCAACUGCUGAUCCAGAAUCACAUCUAGAGAGAACAUUAAAUGUGGAAGAACCAGGCAAUGUGCUACAAAAGUUGCAACUGGAGGCUAUAGCUCCUGAUCCGGAGUCACCUGUAGAGAGACCGUUAAAUGUGGAAGAACCAGGUGAUGUGCUUCAAAAGUUGCAACUGGAAGCUAUAGCUUCUUCCAGUGAAAUUCGUGAUGCUUUGAAGGAUGAAAACCUGCAGAAAAUCAUUCGCAAUAUUGAUGGUUCACCAGAUGCUGAGAAUGAACUUGAUAAAGCUAUGGAAGUGGAGGUGUUCCGCAUAUUCACUGACAAGAUUCUAUCAAACAUCAACCUGUAGCUGCAACCGGCGGGAAAUUGAGUAAGAAGAUGACAUUUGUUGCAGGAAGUUGAAAAUCCUACAAAACCAGCAGUAUGUUUGAUCAACUUCUAACUUUGGCUUCAAUAUAGAUUUUCCAAUCUGGUUGGCAGCUCACGUGUCUUGCUUGGUUGGUUUAACUUCAUACAAGUUUGUGGCUAGGACUCCUCUGAUGUGAUGUGCAGUUUUGAGAAUACUUCAAUUUUGGGCCUGGUUAACAAGUAUUUUAAAGUUUUAAUGUUUUAUGUUGCAAAUAUUGCAUGCAAAUUAGAGCAAAAUUGUGUAAACUUAUAACAUCUAUUAGCUGGGAUCACUACAAUUUUUUCUGACUCCAGUUAUCACUU
Messenger RNA from Juglans regia (Persian walnut), 1122 nucleotides. RefSeq names its product zinc finger HIT domain-containing protein 3-like. Gene Ontology annotation, biological process: box C/D snoRNP assembly; maturation of LSU-rRNA from tricistronic rRNA transcript (SSU-rRNA, 5.8S rRNA, LSU-rRNA); snoRNA localization. NCBI's taxonomy places the organism in Eukaryota, Viridiplantae, Streptophyta, Magnoliopsida, Fagales, Juglandaceae. The record is from RefSeq and is a predicted model, not a curated record. Gene Ontology annotation, cellular component: nucleus; pre-snoRNP complex. The transcript is spliced from 8 exons. The coding region runs from base 275 to 760 and encodes 161 amino acids.